AUGUCGCCAGGAAAGGAGCCUCUACACCUAUCAAACGUGUUGUUAAAGCAAACGUCACAUGUCGAUUACGAAGAACUUCGUGGCCUUGAUGUACUUGGGUUGUCUGACACAGCCCCGAACGACCAAGUAGCGUGUAUGCUGAAUAUAAGAGCAGCUUAUGCGAGAUAAGGAGGGUUGGUAUGAAACUGGUCUGCCCUGGCGAGGAGACCAUCCUGUGCAGUGUUACCAAACAAUAAAGAGGCAAGUCUGCGCCGUCUUAAUAGUCUAAACAAACGACAGGAGAUUAUUCAAGAUCAGAACAAAGCGGGCGUUGUAGAAAGAGCAGAAGAGCCAAAUCUACGCUAGCAAGUUGUUUGAAAUAGCCAAGGCUCACCUCCGGAUGUGCACCCCUACGCAGGCGAUACUCAGCUCUAUGUAUCUUUUAAGCCGGAUCCUGGGGACAACCAGACUGAAGCCGUGGAUGCUGUGCAAGAACAUAUUGAAGACAUUAGGGCAUGGAUGGCGGCGGACCAGCUAAAGCUUAAUGAACACAAACCGAGGUCAUUCUAAUUGUUACUCAGGAACAACUUGAUAAAGUUAGUAUUGCACGCCUAGAGAUUGGUCAAGCAUCAGUGCCAAUUGUAAGUUCUGCCGUCCGCAACCUUGGCUCGUAGUUUGACAGUGGAACAAUGGCCUGGUGCAACAGUGGCUCAGUCAAACAGUGGCCCAGUGAAGCAGUGGAACAGUGGCACAGUACGUAGAGCAGUGGCACAGAGGAACAGUGGUACAGUUGCACCGUGGUUCAGUGGAGCCGUGGAACAAUGGAACAGUGGCACACUAAAACAGUCGCAAAAUGGAAUAGUAGAACAGUGACGCAGAGGAACAGUUGCACAGUGAAACAGUGGCACAGUAAAGCAGUGGAACAACUGCACAGUGGCCCAGUGGCACAGUAGAACAGCAGCACAGUGGAACGUGGCACAGUAGAACAGUGGUACCGUAGAACAGUGGAAAAUUGGACAGUGGCAUAGUAGCACAGUAGAUGAGCACAGUGGAGUAAUGGCCCAGUGGAACAGUGGAGCAGUGGCACAGUAGAAUAGUGGCACAGAAGAACAGUGCUAUAGUUGCACCUUGGUUCCGUGCAACCGUGGCACACUGGAACAGUGAAUCAGAGGCACAGUUGCAGCGAGGCACAGUGGCACAUUGUAACACUGGCCCAGUGGAACGUGGCCCACCGGAACGGUAGAAUAGUGGAACAGUGGAACACUGGAACAGUGGUUCAGUGAAACAGUGGCACAGUGAAACAGUAGAACCGCAGCAAAGUGAAACGAGGAACAGUGGCACAGAGGAACAGUUACACAGUGAAACAGUGGCACAGUAAAGCAGUGGAACAGCUGCACAGUGGAACAUGGCACAGUAGAACAGCAUCACAGUGGAACAGUAGCACAGUAGCACACUAGUUAAGCACAGUGGAGCAAUGGCCCGGUGAACAGUGGAGCAGUGGCACAGUUGAACAGUGGCACAGUAGAACAGUGGCACAGAAGAACAGUGCUACAGUUGCACCGUGGUUCAGUGAAACAGUGGCACGCUGGAACAUUCGCACAGUGGUAUAGUGGAGCAGUGAUACAGUGGAACUGUGGCUCAGUGGUACAGUGA
This is a messenger RNA of Porites evermanni, 1632 nucleotides long. The record is from the annotation of a GenBank genome assembly. NCBI's taxonomy places the organism in Eukaryota, Metazoa, Cnidaria, Anthozoa, Scleractinia, Poritidae.